UAGGGGAAAGUAAUGGAAAAACUUGAGAUGCGCUGAUAUGGGAUCAGGCAGAUUGCAGCCCUCGGCUUUAAAUCCGGGACAUUUCGUUCCCAGCGGUCGUGUCGCGCAUGGUUUGUUCAGUGUGCGGGCGUGGUUCUGGUUGGUUGUUGCAAUAAAGCGAAGUCGAACGCCAUAACUAACUCGGAAAACCGGACAACGGCCUUCAUGGCGAAGUCGUAAGAUAUUUUAACACAUGCUUCUUGGGUGAGAAUCCUUCCAAGCAUUCAGACUUUACUGUAAGGCUUCUGUUUGUGGUUUUACGCAUUUGCCGGACUUCGAGAGUUCCCACGAACGGCCGAGUCUCGUUGAGUGAAGCUUCAGCUUAAAUUUUCGAACUCUUGAAUAUCAACAUGGGUUGCACUUUGAGUGCCGAGGACAAGGCUGCUGUGGAGAGGAGUAAAAUGAUCGACAAAAAUCUUCGGGCAGAUGGAGAAAGGGCCGCCCGAGAGGUCAAGCUUCUUCUGUUAGGUUAGUAAUGAAUUGUUCCGUAGUCGAUCGAAGCGCACGGCUGAUGAAUUAUAUUUGGCUCCAACAUGUCGAAUGCGUGCACUAGCCAAUCUUUCCAACAUGUUCGUAAAGUCGAUGUAUUUGUUAUGUUGACUAUCUGCCGUGUAGUUCGAUCGUCUUAUAAGUUUAUCUUUUAAAAGUAAAAGCUUCGUGGAAAUAAAAUCGUUAGUGGUAGCAGUUUCAGUAGAAGGGCUUCGAAUUUGAUGCUGGGAAAUACUGAAUGUGCCGUUAGUCAGCUGGUUUUUUUCUGCCUAGCAACAUUUUAUGAUCACAUUUCUGGCUAUGAAUCAUUACUUACUCAAAUUUUUUAGCUUCACUGGUUUUUCUAUCAAAGAUGAAUCGUAGUUUCGGCUUAUCCGCCUUUGCAAAUGUACUUAAAGAGUUAUAUUAUUAAUUUUCCAUCCAGAGUGAGAAAAAUAAAUUUGCCGCCAUUAUGGAACGUUCUCUUGCUGCUCUAUGAAGAGUUCCUUACAUUUGUAUGAAACAAACGCUUCAUCUCUUGCCGUUAAGUUGGGCUGAAACAACGCGAAGAAAUCCUUUUUAAUCUUUUUUCGCCCGUCACUUAUUGAUCGUUCGUUCGAACGCACUUAAGAAAUCGCACCUUUAUAUUGCUGUCGCGAAAUAAUGAAAAGAAACUGAAAUUUGCAAGAGCCCCUUUUCUCGUUUCCUAUAUUUGUGAUCCUGUUUAGCUAAGCGUUUUUCUUGGAUUUAAUGCCGAAUGUGACUUAAAGUUCAAUUUAUGUAAUCGUGUGUACUUUACAGGACCAAGAAUAUUGGAUCAUGUGAAUCUCAAAUCGAAUAUAUCGGCGGGUAGUUGGAACGUGUUCUUUUCCAUCUCUGAGGAAAGCCAAAGGCAAAAUAUCGUCUCGUUUAUUAAGCAUAGCUGUCAUUUGUUACGCAGUUAGCAACACUUUUCCACGUAUCUAUAAUUUCUUGUCAGUGAUAUAUUGCGUUUUUUGAAAAAUAACACUGGUCUUUCCAUUGGGGUUUCUUCACCUUCAGCAAUAAAAACAGUCAUCUUAAAACUCGCUACCUAGGAAAUUUCAAGAUUUUGGUUUUUUUUCCCUUUUCAAUUCUAAAAGUUUUGAGAUGGCUAAGAACUGUUGCUCUUGUUAUUUUAACUUGGUCACCAUGGAUAGUUGAAUGUUUUCAUAAACAGGUGGUGACUGCUGUAUGAAGCCCAUUCAUAAAGGCAUCUACCCAUCCUGAUCUUGAAAUUACCCUGGAUCACUUUCUCCACUGUUUAUUUCAGUGAUCUUCCUUGUGAGAACUGGCUUUGACUUAUAGAAAUACUUUAUCUUUGAUACAAAUCAGUCAGACAUUGAUGUAUUGGCAAUAAAUAAAACUAACAUUGUAAAUUUGUGAUCCAUUUGUUGUGGCAUUGUUGUUUGCAAGUGUUAUAAUGUACCUGUGAUGUUCCUUAUUCAAUUGAUGUUUUGCUUCAACUCCAGUUACUUAAGUCAGCCAAAACCAAAUAGACAAGCAUGUAACGGCAUGACCACAGCACCACACUCAUGAUAUUUUAAAUUUUUUUUUUCACAAUAUUUAUUGGUUUUCAAAUCUCAAGGCUUAAAAAAAUUGCCAGUUUCUUAGAGCUGAUAAAGUGAUCUUUGCAUUAACUAUUUCUAUGGUCAAUAUUACCAGUAAGAGGAAACAAAAAGUUGCUCUUUAUUUAUUGGAACAAUAUUGACACACACAGUUUGGGUUUCUAGAAACAUUUGUAUAGUUUUGGUGAAAUUUGCCAGUUAGUUCCCUAUUAUCAAAGAUCACUGUCUUGUUAUUAUUAUGAUGAAAAUUAUUAUUAUCAUCAUCAUUAUUAUUAUUAUCACUGGUACUUUCUCUGCUCAGAAGGACAAAUAUAUUGCUCUCAAAUUGGACAGUGGUAUAAUUGGGUCUAGCAUUACAAUUACCAGAGAGUUGCUUUUGCUGUUUGAACAGUCUCUGUAUAUAGCACUGUCAUGAAACCAUGUUCUGGCUGCUUCAUUCUAUGGUGUUUAUAGGUUUCUGGUUUUAAAACCACUCUAAAGAAACACAAUAUUCUCACUUUCUUCAAGCAGUCAAUGAUCUGUAUAAACAGCAAAGUCUGAGUGCAUUUUUUGAAAAUCAAAUAAGACCUCAAUGUAGGAAAUGUUUGUUUUUCUGUCUGAGAUAGUUGACAGACGUGAUAUAUGGUCUGUCUCGUCCAGUUUGGCAGCAUGUGUAUCUACCUAAGAGAAUGGUAACAUUUUCACUACUAUUAGUUUGUAAGCUUACAUACUCCAACUCCUGAAAAGUCUUUUUUUUCUAUGGGAACACAAUGCAGUUACGAUACAUUCUACCACAUGCUAUUGAAUUUGUAAAGCUGGUUUGUUAAAUGGAGAAAAGUUCCUCUGACUGGGCUCAAUUUUGUGCUUUAUUUCAUUUGGGUACUUAACUGAUUUCUGAUUUUAGAUUUAAUUAUGGGAAAGUCCAAUUUUAUUUGCAUUUCUCCCAGAGGUGUUUUGCAUAAAUAAGGAAAAGUGAAUAUUCAAAAUAAACAAAGAAAUAUUUUUUGUCUCAAGUUAUUGGUUCCUUCCUUCAUUAGUAUGCAAAGUAGAUAUACAUAGUGUAGAUUGUGCAGAUCAUGUUCUCUUUCUGGAUCUUUGAUUUGAAAAAGUUUUGAGAUUGGAGCACAAGUCAAGGCUAUAGUUAUGUGUGGACACCAAAGGAGCUCUUUUUUGUUGAACAAUACUGUAGAGUUAAUCUACUGUAGCUUUGAUAGUCCAAAAUCACAGAUCACACUUUGAAUUAUUCAAUUAUUAAAACCACUGUGCGUGGUGUGCUUGAUUGGGAGUGUGCUGGACUGCCAUGGGGAAGGAUGAGGUUUACCUAAAUGGGAUGAACACUCUAGGUAUUAAAGCAACUUGAGAGAGGGGCUUCUCUUCCUCUGUAAUCAGUAAAUGAUUGAUUAUUCUAGUCUUUCUGGAUAAGGACUUAACCAACAUCACAUGCUGGUCUGCGGUAUUCUCUACCCUGAAUAUUAGGUUGUGAAUACUGUGCACAAGGAAAACUCAAUGAGCAUACAUUGACAGUAGAUUUCACAGAUGCAAUUGGUGUGUGGAGUCGUUGGUGGGAAAUAUUUCAUGCAAAAAAGUGAUUUCUUGUCUUUUACCUUACCUGGAUAUCCUAAGCACAGAUGCAUGCACCUCUAGCAAGGAUGCUGCUCGUGUAAAUAGGCUGCAGUUGUUAGAGAAGAGCUUGGUCAAACACAAUCCAGGUCAGAAAUUGCAACCAGCUGGUUUUUGAGGAAAAAUUUAAGACCAGGCACCAGGAGGCAGUGAACCUGACAUCUUGUCAAUUUUUUAGGCCUGCACUCAAGAAAUAUACUCUAAGCUGUGCAUUAAAAAUGGAAUGCAAAUUGAAGUGCAAGGCUUCCCAGUGGUUUCUUGUUUUUGGUAUAGCUGAAAUUUGUAAACUCUUUUGAUGUUUAUUUAGGUUGAAAAUGAAGGUAAGAUCAACAUAAUUUGACCUCUAGAACAAUUGUAUGCUUGCACAGGCAUUGAAGUUGGUCUGAUUGUCCUUCUAUUGUGGCCUUGUUUUCAAAGAGUUCAUAGGACAGUCAUUUCAUGGACUCAGAGCACAUCUUUUUUUUGCUGGAGCUUUGUUGGGCACAGGUUUGCCACAUGGUCUCCAAAUCUUCAAAAUGCAUUUUCAGAAUGAGUAAAGAGAUUAUACAGAAUGGAUAGAACAUGGCCUACCAAACUGUAAACAGGUGAUUGUUGUACAGUCACAAAGGUUGAUCUUUAGCACUAGUCAGUGCCACUAUGAGCAAAUGUGCCCUCAUUCUUUUCAUUGUAUCUGUGAGCACUCUACUGAUAAUUGUUUAGGAGUCUUAAUUUAUCACAAGCAAAGAAACAUCUCUUAAAAUCUUACAUUCAGUGUUCUUCAAAGUUACCAGAAGUUGGUAUAGUAAAAGUUUUCAUCCAGUGACUGAAAAAGGUGCUUAGGUGCCAACUGGUGCCCUCAUGUAAAGGUGAUAUCAAAACCGGAGAAAGUAAAUCAAUAUGUCUUGUAUAAUUACAUUAAUGCCUUUUUUUUAGUUCAUUAUUGUCAUGUAAUAAAUCAUUUUUAUCCUUUUGUUAGUUGCACUCCUGACUCGUGCUACUUUUGAUGUCAUCUUGCACUGAUCCAUGCGUGACUGUACAUUGGUUCAUCCUGUUUGGUCUCUUAAUUUAAGCUGUUUUUCUUCUGAAACUCUGCAGUUGUCUUGUGAUAGCAAUGUGAUUGGGUUAUUUUUUUUUUAAGAAUUUUUUUUUUCUAUCUAAGAGACAGUCAGUACCAAUAGACCACCAUCCCAAAUUCAAGCUAUAGUAGGUUUCUUUGAUUUCACAAUACUUUAAAACUUCAUUUUUAAAUUUUUUUUUUCUAGAAUUAUUGAUUUACACUUAAGAUGUGUGCAUUUGCUUUAUUGUCUAUUGACGGCUUAUUGUGUCACUUGUCAGUCUCAAUGCGAAAGUCCUGUUUCUUAAAAGAUGUUAUGUUGUGGUAAUGGUCAUUGCCUGCUGAAUAUAGUUUAAAACUCUUGUUUGGUUGUAGAGUAUACCUUGAUACAAAGGAAGAUAAUCAUUUGAGAAGUGAUGUAUAGAUUGUGAAUUCAACGAGAAACCAUUCCAUAUUUAACUUAAUUACAAGCUCCUCUUGAGAAAGAAUUUCAGUCUUGCAUGUAACGGUGACUGUGUUAAUUUAUUGAUUAAUUAAAAAAGAGACACAUAAAAAAAAUUUAUGUACUUAAAUAAACCGAAUUUCAGUUCAGUCUGUCUCUGAAACCCCAUGGGAGGAGUACUUUUAAAUAACUUUUAAUUUCACGCCUGCUUGCUAGCCAAAAAUGGUGUCCUAUUUAUGUUGAGUUAUGAUUGUCUAGUGCAUCAGAAAAGAGUCUCCAUUAUGUUAUUAUAUUUUUUGUAAGUUCUUUUGCUUCAUAAGGGGAUGAUUGUUUAGCCCAUUUAUUUUGUGGUGUAUUUCUCCACCCAUGUCUUUCAAUCAGAAGCUUUUUGCAGUUGCAUGAAACAUAAUCUGCCUUCCGGCUCAAAUCCAUCAUGUAAGGAAAUCCCACAGUCUAAUUGGCUACAUAUCAUAUCUGUUAUCUAACAGUAGUAAUUGUGUUUUUCAUUAUGUGGACAUCAGUAAGGAUUAUUCAAUGAGUACCAGAGACGCCGGCUGAAGAGUUAUGGUGUCUUAAAGAAUUUCUGUGAAAUAUUAAUAGCAUAAAACUUUAGAGACAUCUAGUUUUGAAGUGUAAUGUAUAUUAGAACUACUGUGCUGUAUUUUUCUCUGAGUAUAUUUAUGGCUUUUUGAUCCAAUUCAGUGAUAACUCAAUCAUCUCGUGCAAAGUUUUCUCAAUGUUCUUGUACAAAAAAAAAAGCUAGUAAGCCAGAAAGAGAUAAAGUGACAUAAUUAUCAAACAACAAAUGGAUGCUUAUAUUAAUUUAAUCUAGUCUUUUCUUGCAAUCUUUUCUUUUCAAUGGGGUUAUUGGUUGGUUAUAAGCUGUGUUUAUGGUGAAACCAUCAGCUUUUUAUCAUGUAGGGAGGGGACUUUGAUGGGAAAAGAAUGAAACUUACCCAAAUUGUCCUGUAGAAUUGGUCUUUAAACUGCAAAAUUUAUUCCUCAGUUACAAAAACUAUUCUUAAUCAACAUGUCAUUGAAUUGUUUUAAAAGCAGAAGUAGCUACUGAUGUAACUGUUAAUUAAAACCAUGAGACAGUCCCUGUAGGGAAAAAUGUGAGGUAACAAUAUGAAAUACUUUAUUGAAAAGGUUGAUUUUUAUUUUCCAGGUGCUGGUGAAUCUGGAAAAAGUACCAUAGUGAAACAGAUGAAGUGAGUAAAAUUUGAAAGACGGUUUUAUUCUGUGAAUGAUACAACCAUACUCAGAGAAAAAGAACUCCCAAUGUAUCUAUUAGAAGUCAAACUCUACAACCUUCUGAUCGUCCAUGUAGUAAUUCAGAUGUUUUAACACUGAGGUAUAGAAGACUUUUAGUAGGCAAGUCAAUAUGUGAUGCUUCUGUUCAAUAACAACGUCACGAAAGAUGGAAAAUUUUAAGUUUGGCAAUUUAAGAUUAUGCAAAUAUGAGAAAAAAUAUGGUAAAAAACAUACUUAAGGUAAAGUUUGACUUGCAUAUAUUUAAAACAUUCACAGAAAGAGGUUUCUUGGUUAACCUCUGCAGUUAACCAAGCAUAAGUUACUUAAUUUGAGUAACUGAUUGACAGUUCAUGAAUAAUUAAAACUACUUUUUACAUCUAAUAGGAUUAUUCAUGAACAUGGCUAUACUCAAGAAGAAUGUGCACAAUACAGACAAGUAGUGUAUAGCAACACAAUACAGUCCAUGAUUGCUAUUAUCAGAGCAUUAGGGACACUAAAAAUUGAAUUUGGUCACGGCGACAGAGCAGUAAGUUUAUAGUUACUUGUAUCACUUUACUCUCUAACAUCAGCACAGGGCGUGAAAUUAAUUUUUUUUCUCUGAUAGCCACUUAGCUCCUAAAUUCUUCAAAGUGGUAGUCAAUUCAAAAAAAGUUGGUUGCCAUUUUCAAAGACAGACUAAACCUUUCUGUAUGCUGUCAGCAUUCUAGAUAGACCCUCAAAAAUUAGGUUGGGGAAAAGAUCUUUAACGUACUACUAAGUGAACAUUAGGAUGGAUGAUAUACAAUGCUCAAGCUUACCUAAAUCCAGGAUGGCGUCUAGUUAUUGAUCGAGUUUCAAGUGCUGCAUUUUGGAAACAAACUUAACGGGGAUUAUCUUUGCAAAUCUUUUUAAUUCACUAUGUCUCUUGGUAGGAUUCUGAUGAAACAUUCUAGUCGCCAAUUUGGCGACUAAUUUUCAGAAUUUGGUCGCCAAAGUAAAAAAUUUAGUCACAUUGGCGCCUGUAUUAGGUGCAAUUUCAUGGCCUGCAGCAUGUAUUGUCUCAAUACUGUUAUCUUUACAUUUCCUCUGUGCUGACAAGGAGAAUUUGUUUGACAAUCAGGAGCUUCCUAAAUUACUGAUCAUUUCUUUUAUUGUUGUGACUGUUACAUUUAACUCGAGGGUGAUACUGUAAAGAUGAAUGAGUGGCCAGUCACUUUUAAGGGUUCAAAAUCAUUAGUGAUGUAUCAAUGAAUUGAAAGGUUGUGGAUGUGCAAAUGUGUCCUCCAAAAGAUGAACCCAUCCACUUCCAGGAGAGGUUAAAGAAAGGAAGUGAAAGUACUGCUAAGGUGAACUGUGUUGUCAAAGGACACAACACAAUGACCUGGCCAGAUUUCAAACCCACACCUCUUAACCUGGAGUCCAGCAUGUUAACUUUUAGGCAAAUGCGUUUUCCUCUACAGAGUUUACAAUAACACCUCAGAUUUGUGAGAGCCUUAACAUGUACAGUACUGCUCACAUAUAUGUUAAAUAUGCAGACAAAUUUCAUACGCUUAAAUGUGAGGUAGUCAGAUGCAUAUAAAUGAUUUUUUUUGCAUGCAAUUGAAAAAAAAAGGGUGACUCUGGCCUUUGUUAUUCAAUGCUCUAAGUUUCCUUUGUACUACAUUGUUGUGUAAACAAAAAGCAAUGAGUUGACAAUCGGAAAUUUACACAUAUAUUGCAUUGCUUUGCGAAUUUAUCAAUUACAAGCUGUAGCAGUAGACUUGCUUGAUUUGAGUUGUUGAUGAAUCAGCUGGGAAGGAAAAUGUCACUUACACAAGGCAUCAAAACACGUGUUAUUAAGCAGGUAACAAAGCGAAAACUCACUAAUAUGCUUCUUAAUUAAUUCAUUGCCAUCAACGCUCAAAUGUUUAUGCAGCAGAAUGCAAACAGUUUGGUGUUUGCAUCACAGGUGACAAUUUCUUCAAAACUUCAAACUUACCUUGAACACCCUCAAUGAGGAUCAGAAGGAAAAUGUACUACAUGUAUUAAGAUGGUGAAUGAUGAUUUAUUUUAUUCAUUGCAAUUGGCACUCACUUCAGUGUUUACACACCAGAAUGUAAACAAUUUCAUUUUGCAUGGCACGUGAUGAUUUGUUUGAUUGCAGAACGCAUUAUAUUACAAUGAUAAAAGGUCAAGUUUGAGUAAAUCACAAUCACAAUCUAACUGCCUGACUCUUGCUGAAAGCCCAGACAUGGAUCCCAUAGCGCUCCUCUGGCACAAACUGAAAAUGUUCUUGCAUUGCGUUGUCAACUCAACCAAAAAGGACAAAUUUGUCACAGGCAUCUAUUGGUUCUGGGAAUCUGUGACUGCUGCGAAGUGUUGCAAAUACAUUAGCCACAUCUGAAAAGUUAUUCCUUCUGUAGUCCAAUGCAAAGGAAGAGCCUUGGACUACUAGCAGCUCCUUUAGGAGCUGCCAAUUUUACCAGUCUUGUAUUACCAUGUUGACAGGCACAAGUUCAAUUACAGCUGUAUUGAUGUAUUGCCUAAUUGCACGUGCCAGCAAGUCUUAAACAAACAUGUAUCUGGUAUUUAAUUUCUUUCCCUUCCCUUUUUCGAGCAACUUGAUGAAUGUCAUUCAAUGAUUUGACAAAUAUUAAAAGAAGAAGAAAAUCCGGCUUCCUAUAAAAAUUUGCAAGUCAGGACUAGACAUAGUCGUAUGUGACAGGUAACCAUACACACAACACCAUUAAAACAAGGAAGUAGAACUUAUUUAGUUUUUGUAUAAAUGGCCAGAUGAAUGAACCAGUUUUUGAGAACAGCAUAUUCACUGAUGAUAAAAGCUAUGUAAUAAGCAUUUGCAUGUGGCUUUGCUUUCAGAAUGUGACAACUGAUUGUAAACAGGUGCCUUAGCUGAUUCUACUGAAUUAUGAUACACUAAGAAAAAAUUUAUUUUUAAUAAAUUCCCAAGCUUUUGCAACUCAUGCUUUUUGAUAGGCAGACAUAUCAAGUUUAUGUGCGCAUGUGCAAUUUUUUUAUGCUUCUAAUUUUUUUAUUCACAAUUGCAUGCAAUCUUUGGCAUAUUUUAUUUGCGUUUUUUUGGUUAACAUAUGCGCGAGCAGUACUGUAGGUACUUGGGAGGUAAGAGCACCGAUGUGUUUAUGUGCUUGACUUAAACUUCUUCCUCUGCUUGUUGCAGGAUGAUGCCAGAGAGCUUUUUGCAUUAGCAGGAAGCAUGGAGGAUGUGAAGUUCACACCAGAACUUGUAUCAAUCAUGAAGAGAUUAUGGAAUGAUAAUGGAGUCCAAAACUGUUUUGCAAGAUCAAGAGAAUAUCAGCUAAAUGACUCUGCAGCAUAGUAUGUACAAUACAAUCUUUUUGUUAUUUCUGUAGACAUUGGCUAUAAGCUGCACCUUUUUCCCAAAACAGGGGUGUGUUAUCUGAAAGAAUAUCUGGAAAAGUGCCCAAAUUUGUAUUAAUGAUUACUAUUCAUCAAAUAUGCCUGAGUCUGUAUCAAAUGCUUAGCUAUUAUCUUUGAAUGACCUGGUAAACAAACUUAAGAUUUCUUGUUUUUUUAUAAAAUUCUUUACGUAAAGCUAAAAUUGUAGGUAAGGAUUCAAAGUAUUCUAGUGAGUGAGUUUACAUGGAUUUGCGUUUGAUGAUGUUACCAACUUAAAGCAACUUUCUCAAUACUCCACUUGUGAUCUCUUUCAAUUGCGGCUUAUCUGCGACUGCAGCUUAUCCGACAGUGUUUAUGGCAAUAAGUAAAGGUUAUUAGAAACAGAUCAUUUUGAAAAACUUUUAUACCAUGAGAUUGCUCUUUGUUGAAACUUAUGUUAGACAAUUGACUUACAUCCACUUUAAACUUUGUACGGUAAUUGAAAAGCUAUUUCAAACCUAUUUGUAGUCAUUCAUUUUCUUAGAUUUUUUUGGAUUGUUUGUGCCAUUAUACUCUUUCCUUGUUGCUUUAAGGUUACUUUCUACCUUCACAGGAGUCUUUUUGGGAAAAAUUUGUAUGAAUGCCAGUUUUACUAAAAUCCUAGCAAACUAUACAUCAGAAGAAAGCUUAAUAACUGCAGUUUACAAUAUAAAUGUAAUUUAAGCGAAUUUUCUCUUAAGGAAGUGUCAGGAGCCGGUAAUGCGUGAAACAAUCAAAGGUUCUUAUGUUGAAUUCAUUGGGUAUCGGAUGUUGCAGCACGAGCAAAAUGGCUUUACAGUCUUGUUUACAAGGCUUCAAUCAACAAAUAUUUUUUUCAGUAUUCUGAUUGGUGGUUUAGAUAUUGGCCUAGCUAAAAAUAUAAUAAAUCUAAUAUAUUUAGAUAUUGGGGUAGCUAAAAAUACACCAAGUGUGCUGUGUAAAUGGAUGCCACAGGACAAGUACUUCAGAUAUCAAAAUUUCCCAACAUACUUUCUUUUGUCACUAUUCCUGGAAUGUUUUGGUGAAAUUUGACAAAAAUUGUUCAAAUCUCUAUACCCUAAAAAAUUUGCUUAAAGAGGUUGUAUUCCUCCUAAAAUCAAAUGGGAGAUUUUAGCUCAAAAAGGUUUGCAAACAACUCCUGCUACACAAGGAGAUUAUCUCACCUCCUGAAACUGCAAACCAUUGGGAACACAGGACCUCCUGGCAUCAUUGACAAUGUAUUAAGAUUUCCUGGGAAAAGUAACCAAUUGCAGACACAUGUUUUUAAUCUUGAUCACUCAGUGGAGCACUGAGGAGGAUGACACAAUAAUAAGCAAAAGUGCCAAAGGCAAAAGAAAAACCUGUGGCAUCGAUGAAAAAACUGGAAAAUGUACUGAGGAGCAAGACAGUUGACAGCUUUCAAAAUUAUGAUUUGAGUCAAUUGUUGAUGUUUUUGUUUUAAGGCUGGUACUUGCGUAAAGAAAAGGAAACCUCAUUUUUAGCAUUAUGUAUGGCAAAUUUCAGUUUAACAGCAACUUCUUUGUUCAAAAUCAAUCUGGACGCCAGCAUGGAGCUCUCCCAAUACCAGUUGCUUUCACAAAGGAAUUUUUUUCUUUUCUUGACAGAAUUGUACUCUUUCUUUCCUCUCUAGACAUGGUUUUUUUUUUCUUUUUUACCAUCGACUUCCUUCCUCUUUUGAUUUUUCCAUUUGCAAAGAUUUUUUUUGUAAGCAAAGAGCUUCCACAUGUACAUUUUGUCAAGUUCCAGAUGUAAACAAAAUAUAGAAAUAAGGUGAAAAUGAGCCUCAAUAUAGGCAGCUGCUGAGAUUAUGACACCUUCCUGAUUUAUUAACUUAUAUUUGAAAAUAUAUUUUUAACUUGUGAAUUGCGCGCAUGCACAAUAGCAAGUUGUAGGUACGAUGUGGGGAAUAGCACUCGCUCGCUUGCUUGAUUGGUCGAUUCCUGUAAACUUUUUUUCGAUUUUAGGCUUUUGAGUGCAUUUGAUAGUUUUUGGCAAGCAAUAAACAAACGAAAUGGCGACCUUUGUUGCUAAGAAUAGUGGUGGGGUGAAAAAGAAGCCAAUGAUAAUCUUAAAAGAGUUUUUUUUUUUUGUUUAAGUUUCAACAAGCGGCGCCAGCGACUGGCAGGCAUGCAAGAAUUCACACUGAAAUAACAGAACAACCUUCGUUUUUCAUAAAAUUGUAAUUUACAAUCCUUGAACUUGAAAAUAAUCCAAAGAUUCAUUGAAAAUAUCAGUUACUGCGAAGUGCUCAGAGUUUACAGAUGUUCAAAAGCUUUUUCUGUUAUGGCGUGAGAUUGACAACAAAAUCAAUCAUUACGCUUUGUAUCGUGUGUUUUUCCUGUGUGAAUCAACAGAAGAUGCCGGCGACUGAUGAAAUUACAAGUUAACACAAAAAUCAAAUAACACCUAAACAAACAAUUUUAGCUACCGAUUUUCAGUGAAUUUUUAAAGAACAAUUUUCUUUUAAGUUUAAAGACAAUUUGAAGAUUCAAAAUACAUAUUACAUAAUAAAAUGCGAAAGUUAUACACCACAAAAUUGAUAAAUAGGCCUGAAAUGAAAUUCUAUCUUGUUAUUGAUUCAGUACGUCGCCUAGCACAAGACUAAAAUCUGCCCAGGCGGAGAUUCUAAAUGAUGGUGACAGUCUUGGCUUAGUUAUAUCACUCAAAACUCGUUCCCGUUUGUCUCAUUUGAUAACAAGGGAAUCGUUAAUGUUUUCAUUAAGACAGGAUUGCCUUGAUUUUCUAAUAUUUACAAUGAUAGACAGUAAAUUUCACUUUUCACCCACAUUUACUUCCAACCUUUUCUUUUGAACCAGAAACAAAAAUGAUAUACGUUUAAAACACGACAUCAUCCACCCUUGUCAAAUGUAAUAGCAUGAUCAUUUCAAUUGUAAUGCCUUCUUAUCCCAACAUUACUUUGUUUCUUUGCUACAUUAGCAAACACUGAACUACUGCUCAUACUCUAGAUAUGACAAUCAACCACAAAAUUCCCAAAACCAGAUAACAUUAAACAUAAUCCAAAAAAUCGUGUGUCAAUUCACAAGUUUGCUCACAGAGCACUUUGAUUCUAACUAACCCAGAUGCUUUUAAAGACUUCAGAAAAAUUUUUUUAGGAAACAUCAGUUUGAAUGUUUGAAUUCAGUGUAGUCAAAUAAAAGAAAGAUCUAUAUUUUCAGCCUCUGAAGGUGGGAAGUAACCUCUACUUGUGGAAGUAUUUAUUUAUUUAUUUAUUUAUUUAUUUAUUUAUUUAUUUAUUGUGCUCAGUAUUUUCUUUCUUGAUAAAUUUUAGCUUUUGUUUAGACUGAUAUUGAACAGUGUAUACCCAGGUUUUUCAUUUUUUUUUUUCAUAUUUUUCUUAUUUAUAGUUACCUGAAUGCACUUGACAGACUAGGGUCACCAGAUUAUGUCCCCACAGAGCAGGAUGUCUUAAGAACAAGAGUGAAAACCACUGGUAUAGUGGAGACUCAUUUUACAUUCAAAGAUCUCCACUUCAAGUAAGUAAACAUAUUCAAAUAAAUCAUGUCUUUAAGGAUAUGGUGGACCUUUGCUGGUGUCUUUCACCUAAAGAAGCAUGACUACCAUUAGCUAUAAGUCAAUGGAGAGGUUAUGAAAUGCACCAUCUGGAAAAAACUUUUUCUGUGUUAGCUCAGUCCAAUUGUAAACUGACUGAGAAGUGACAAUGCUAAACUGGCAAUAUCUUGUGCUAAUUAAUCUGGCACCAAACUUGACUACACAAAUUAAACUUCUGCACAGUUUCGAUACUGAGGGGUUGGUCUUUAAAACUGCGUGGGGCUUUCCCAUAUUCUCAAUGGUGCGCUUGCAAUUUUUCCAUCAAGGUUGCUUAUCAAAGCUGCAUUUUUUUUUUUAUUUGUUGCAAAUUAUAGAUUUUUGUAUUCUCCAAGUAAUGGGUUUAUCUGAAGUUCCCUUGGUAGUUACCCUUUAACUCCUAUGAUUGACUAAGACAUAAUUUCUCCCUACAAUAACAAUACAAUAUCAAGCAGACAAAUGAUGAGAACGAAGAGAAAGUAAUUAUGGGAUUAUCAGUUGAUCCAAUGCCAAAUUCUCCAAACUAACCUCAUGAGAAUCAUCUGAGAUCUUGAGUGUGAUAGGGUUCUUUAAUAGUUAACCAAAUGUAUGGUCAGUGAAAAUCUUGUUUAGAAGUCUGUAAUUUCUUACAUUCUUGUUUUGACUGAUUCACUGGUUUAAAUUUCUCAUAUUUUUUUUGUUAAAUUGUAGAAUGUUUGAUGUUGGAGGACAGAGAUCUGAGAGGAAGAAGUGGAUUCACUGCUUUGAAGGAGUCACUGCUAUAAUUUUCUGUGUGGCACUGAGUGCUUAUGAUUUGGUCCUGGCAGAAGAUGAGGAAAUGGUGAGAAAAUUUAUUUUGUUUGUUAUUCCACUCAAACUUUAAAUUGUGAUAAACAUAUUAAAUUCUUCUUUAAAAAUCCUUACAUUAGCUGGAAAAGAGGCAGUAAAGUUAUGGAUAUGCUUUUGGUAGAGUUUUUAUCUUGAUUUUAGUUCCAUUCUCUCACCCAAGAGUUAAAAAAAUACUAAGCAGCUGGAGUUAAUAAGUAAACUUCAUAUCCCAUGAGUUAGGGCUAAGAUACAUGUACAUACAGGUGUCUACUUCUAGCUAAUAAGGAUUUUUAGUGAACCAAAACAAGAUUGGCAACAAGGACAUGAUAGAACAAGAUCUAACAGGCAGAACAAUAGCUCAGCAUCUGUGUUUUAAACUUUGUACAAUUCUUAGUUGUUCUCUGUGCAAUAUUAAUGAAAAACUAAACUUUGUGUGUGAUCUGAGAAAAGAAGUUAAUUGAAAUUCAAUAUGGAAUUCAACUCUGUUGAUAAAUGUUAUGCAGAAGUUGAGUUAUGUUGCCGUAAGGGAUGGUAAACACAUCCAGCCAUUUGCAAAAUUUUAGCUUUAAUAUAGAUUCCUUUGGUAAUUGAUGCCUUUUUUUUAAUUUUGUGGCAUUGCCAUCCUGACUGCUUAAGGUCCCUAAUCUUGAAGAUGAUACUUAGAAAUGUGGUUAUUUCUAGCCCAUCUUUGGUUUAUAUGAAGUUUCUGAUGUGUAGAGUUAAAUGAACAGGCAGGUUUUUGUUAUGGUAAAAUUGCAAUAAGGUCAUGGUAUCUAAUUACCAGCCAGCUGAGUUAAUGGCUUAGGUGAAUGUAACUCUGUAGAGGUUAACCACUGAAUGUGCAAUAUGUAAGUUUCUAAGCACAUGUUUAUCAAAGGAUCAACAGAUGUAGUUGUUGCUUCAAUUCUUUUGGCUUAAUUUGUGAAACUGCUGGUCUCUGUUUUGCAGAACCGUAUGAUGGAAAGCAUGAAGCUGUUUGAUUCCAUCUGCAACAAUAAAUGGUUCACAGACACAUCCAUUAUUCUCUUCCUCAACAAGAAAGAUUUGUUUGCAGAGAAAAUCACCAAGUCUCCUCUGACAAUCUGCUUUCCUGAAUACACUGGUAAAGAUUUGUUCUUGUCAUUGUGUCCGGCAGUACAACUUUCAGUAAUUUGAUUAGAUACACAGUACUUGCCUUUACUUUCUUUGUCUACAAGAUUUAUAAAUGCAAUGGUUUGUUAACUCUACUCAAUUGUUAGUUCAAUAUGGAAAAGAAUAGAGAGUUGUGUGGUGAUAAGGAAACAAGAGUUCAUGCAUGUUCUGGUCAAGAUAAUUCAUUGAAUCUGCUUGGUGCUAAGUCAAUGAAUUGUAUCUUCAACAUUUUUAGGCUCAAACACGUAUGAGGAAGCUGCUGCAUACAUUCAGCUUCAGUUUGAAAAUCUGAACAAAAGAAAAGACACCAAGGAGAUCUACACACAUUUCACAUGUGCCACUGACACAAACAACAUCCAGUUUGUGUUUGAUGCUGUCACUGACGUCAUUAUCAAGAACAACCUCAAAGACUGUGGACUGUUCUAAGCUAUCAAUUACUAUUUGAGCAGUAAGUUGCUUUUCUUAUGCUAUAUAUUUCCUAUAUCUGCUCACAGAGUUCUCUCACCAUGUGGCUUUGGUUAAGAAUACAGCAGAGCAAACAUGACACGAAUAUGUUUAACUUGCCAUUUCAGCCACCUCACAAUGUUUUCAUCUUGUACAUUAAAAUUGGAAACUUAUCUGUGUUCAUGAAGUUGCUAUCUUUUGAGCUGCCCAUUGCUUUUUCUUUUGAGGGGAAAAAAAGGUGUUCAGUGUCUUUUUAUGGACCAAUACUCGUCUUUUUAAACAACAUAAAGAAACAAAAUCAUGAAAAUGUGUAUUCUGUCCAACAUUUGCAAGUGAACAUAUGAGGGUCUGUAUUUCUGUUAGUACAGUGUUUGUUUGAUUAAUCUCUGUCACAGGAGUGUGUGCACCAAGAAGAGCGAGUUAUCCCUUUCAUUCUCUAGAUCUCAUUAGUAAUUCUCCUUACUUUCUGCUAUACAAUUCUUAUCAUGUUGGUUCUGAGAAUUUGGUAUUGGGACGACUGGUAAUCCUCUAAUUGAUAUUUUUAUUUAUUCUCGUCACUUGUCUGCUUGAUAUAGUAUUUAUAUUUUAGGCAGAAAAUUCUGUCUUAGUCACUUACGAGAGUUGAAAGGUUAGUUUCAUGGGUCGUAUGGAUUUCUUGUUCUUUUUUAGGUCUGAGGGAUGGUGUAUUUGUACAAAAGAUGUCCUGAAGAUUAGUUUUGUGUACAGACCAAGGCAGAUGUUUUUAUAUAAUGUCAAGUAAUUUAUCUCUGCUCUCCCCAUUAUGUGACCUCAAACAGUUAAAAAAACCUAAUGAGUAUUAAUUAUCGUACACGCCCAACAUGGCCGUUGACAGAAUUUCACGAGAUCAUAAAAGAAUUUAAAAGUCACUCAAAACUAUUUCAGUGUUGUAAAAAGAAACAGCUAUGAAUCUAAUUUAAUUUAACAGAGGCACUUUGAGGGAAAAAGUUGAAUUACUGGACACUUUGUUUUGUAUGUUAGUUAAGCUUGUAAUUAGUAAUGCAUUAUUAUGUCAGCAGAGUGACUUGAUUAACAUAAAAAAGAAAAAAAAGAAGAAAUAUGUCUAUGAUGUAUUACUUAAUGCUUUUAUGGAGGAGGCUGAAAGGAACGAACAAUAUUUAAAAAAACUUAAACUUCUGCCAAGGGUUUGAUAAAAAAGAGUCAGUUACAGCAAUAAAACGUGCAUCACAUCAGAUAAUUUUGUUCUUUUGAGAGAAAUUAUCGAACAGUUAUGACUUCAAGGAGGCUGAGUUAUUUCCAACAGUUUGCUUACUGUGGUGUGAAACAUUGAAAUAGUAACUGAACUGAACUGAACUGAAAAACGCCAAGAUCAGUGGAAGGGUGAA
Molecule: messenger RNA, 17085 nt
Organism: Pocillopora meandrina
Lineage: Eukaryota; Metazoa; Cnidaria; Anthozoa; Scleractinia; Pocilloporidae
Source: the annotation of a GenBank genome assembly